Messenger RNA from Talaromyces stipitatus ATCC 10500, 929 nucleotides. RefSeq lists its product as uncharacterized. The transcript is spliced from 2 exons. Lineage: Eukaryota; Fungi; Ascomycota; Eurotiomycetes; Eurotiales; Trichocomaceae. The record is from RefSeq and is a predicted model, not a curated record. Bases 135 to 929 code for a protein of 264 amino acids.
GAUGCUUUUAUUGUGAUUACCUGGACCUGACUUACUUUCUAAUUCCAAUCCAGGCACAAGAUGGCCAUAUACGACCGCACCAGUCAAGGAUCGCGACAAAUCAACUCAGAGAGUCACCUACAACAAACGUCAAAAUGUCGGUCAAGAAGCCACCAAGAUCUACGUUGGAAAUCCAGAACUUUACGAUCGACUGUUUCUUCGACAUCAGGCCUCACCGUCUCACCGACUCAUCGACUCUCCCAAUCCUCGACUACUCCAAUUGGGUUGAUUGGAGUGAAUACUGGCAAGAUCAUCUCAUCCUUUACGACCUAUGGCAAUACGUCGAUCCAACAUCUACAGCGACAGUGCCACCUCCUACGACUAAUGUUAACCGAGAUAUUGCUAAAACAUUGACCGAAAACAUUACCAAAAUCCGGCAACAUGUGUCCCCUGAAUGUCGCAAGCUCCUAGUUGGCCAUACAAACCCAAGAGACCUCUGGUCCUCACUCAAGGCCGGCUGCGAUCGAGGGACAACUCUCCCAUUAAUUGACCAAUAUGAAUUGUUCCACAGCAAUAAGUGGGAGCCAAAGGACACUAUUUCUACCUACACAAGUCGUUUCCGCAAUAUCUUCCUUUCCUUGGAAAACACCUCUUCCAAAAUCCAUCGAGAUAUAGCUGUUCAUCUCCUCGUGGAUCGACUCCCUGACUGUUACAAAACCGAAGGUCAAACGGCAAAACAAUUGAACCUUCCCUUCAUUGAAACAGUGACCUACCUGCUUGCCAAUAUCAAAGAUUCCUCGUCUGAAGGGGACAACACAUCUGGCCAAGCCCUAGUAACUCGAGGCCGUCGUCCGAACCGCAGAACAAGCUCUCGGAACCUCCGUAAUGGAGGCAAUAACUCAAAUUCAAACCGUCGUGAACAAUCAAAUCGAAAUUCUCGGAAUAAGUGA